AGAUCUUUGGGAAAGGCAAGGAAAAAAUAGACGCUCGCAUCUGUUUGGAAAUCUCCCCCGCCAAGAAUUUGGAGCGUCACGUGACCCCGGCGAAGCGUUAAAAGAGUCCCACCAGCGCCACUUGGAAAUCAGUCUUCAGAAAGCAGCCCGUCAGGUUCUUCUACUUCUUGGAAAUGUCAGAUACGGAUGAGAUCCUUGAGGAGCAGGAAGAGUAUGAGGAGGAAGAACAGAAAGAGUUCCAAGAUGAAGAAGUGGGAGAAGAUGAGAAACGGGAACACGAGGAAGAGUCCAAGCCACGACCUAAAACCACGUACGUGCCCAACAUAGCGCCGCCCAAGCUGCCGGACGGCGAGAAGGUGGAUUUUGACGACCUCCACCGCAAACGCGUGGAGAAGGACUUUAACGAUCUGCAGGGCCUCAUCGAGCUCCACUUCUCCAACCGGCAGAAGGAGGAAGAGGAGCUGGUGGCCCUGCGCAACCGCAUCGAACGCCGGCGCUCGGACCGUGCCGAACAGCAGCGGGAGCGUGCCGAGCAAGAGCGCGAACGCCAGGCCCGUUUGACGGAAGAGCGGGUCAGGCGAGAGGAGGAGGCGGCCAAGCUACGCGCGGAAGAGGAGGCCAAGAAAAAGAAGAUCUUCACCAACAAGUCCUUUGGGGGCUACCUGCAGAAAGUGGACCAGAAGAAGGGCAAGAAGCUGACGGCGCGCGAGGAAAAGAAGAAGGCCCUGCUGGAGCGCCGCAAGCCGCUCAACAUCGACCACCUCAACCAGGAUAAGCUGGCCGAGAAGGCCCGGGACCUGUGGGGGUGGCUCCACCAGCUCCACGGCGAGAAGUUCGAGCUGGCCGAGAAGCUCAAACGGCAGAAGUACGAAAUCUAUGUGCUGCGAAACCGCGUCAGCGAUCACCAGCGUGGCUCCAAGGCGUCCAAGACCUCCCGUGGCGCAAAGGGAAAGUCCGGCUCCUGGAAGUGACAGAAGCUAUUUUUUAAGCUACUAUUAGCUAAGUAAGCUACACUAAUUCAAGUAACCACUCAUGUAACACUGUUAUUGUUGUGCAUAUCCUAAGAAUAUUAA
Corythoichthys intestinalis (scribbled pipefish) is the source of this 1073-nucleotide messenger RNA. RefSeq names its product troponin T2c, cardiac (gene tnnt2c). Gene Ontology annotation, cellular component: troponin complex. Lineage: Eukaryota; Metazoa; Chordata; Actinopteri; Syngnathiformes; Syngnathidae. Gene Ontology annotation, biological process: regulation of muscle contraction; sarcomere organization; cardiac muscle contraction. Bases 174 to 971 code for a protein of 265 amino acids. The record is from RefSeq and is a predicted model, not a curated record. The transcript has a single exon. Gene Ontology annotation, molecular function: tropomyosin binding; troponin I binding; troponin C binding.